AUGAUGAAAGGAUAUAUAACAACAAGAGGACUGUCUUACAAACUCCCACGAAUACCCGUCGAAUGUCGCCAUUUACAAAUAAACAGUGAACAGGAAGAUCUGACCAAUUAUAAACCCACUUCAAUGGAGAUAUCAUAUCGAUUACCCCUCCCCGACUCCCGAACUUAUGGCGUGAAUGUUGACAUGUGUCUUCCUGAAGUUUACUUUACCCCACAUGUUCAAGACUUUGGUUGUUUUCCACAAGACACAGAAUUGUUUGGCUUUGACAAAAAGUUUGUUCUAAAAUACAAGUUAAGGAUAUAA
Messenger RNA from Entamoeba invadens IP1, 303 nucleotides. RefSeq lists its product as hypothetical. NCBI's taxonomy places the organism in Eukaryota, Evosea, Mastigamoebida, Endamoebidae. Bases 1 to 303 code for a protein of 100 amino acids. The record is from RefSeq and is a predicted model, not a curated record. The transcript has a single exon.